AUGGCUACUGAUCCAGAUCCAGUGCAAACCCCUCCUGGCAGUGCGCCAACACUAGGCUUAUCUAGCACUGCAUCUACAGCCAACCAAGUAAAUGAUGUUGUGGCUGAGCCAACUGACCCAGCCUGGAAGCACUGCACAAUGCCUGAUGUGAACAAGAAGAAUUCUCUGAAGUGUAACUAUUGUAACAACAUCUAUAAUGGUGGCAUUACUAGAAUCAAGUAUCACCUUGGCAAAGUUCCUGGUUUUGGUGUUGCAAAGUGCAAUAAAGUCCCAUCUGAUGUGCAAAGUUCCAUGGUUCAGUUGCUGUCAAAGAAGUUGGACAUCAAGCAAAAGAAAAAACAGGACAAAGAAGAUGACAGAGCUGAAGUUGAUCUGAGUCAUUCUGAAGGAGAGGAACAAAGUGAUGGAGAAGGCAAUUCAGUGAUUGUGCUGAAGAAGGUGAGCAGCAAAGGAACAUCUUCAGGUGGUCCUAUGGACAAGUUCUGUAAACUUACACCAGAAGAAAUAGUUGCUGCAAGGAAGGGGAAAUCUGGUGUUGAAAGUAAGGUUCAGUCCAAGCUGUCUACUGAAAAAAGAGAGGAGAAGAGGGACAGGGCAUGUGAGUACAUUUGCCAAUUUUUUUAUGAAGCAGGGAUCCCACACAACACUGUUUCAUUGCCUAGCUUUGAUCUUAUGCUUGAGGCUAUAGGAGAUUUUGGCAGAAAUUUGAGAGGCCCAACUCCAUAUGAGAUGAGUGGGAAAUUCUUACAGAAAAGGAAAAGGAAAGUACAGGAGUCAUUGAAGUCUCAUCAAGAAUCUUGGGAGCUACAUGGUUGCUCAAUUAUGACAGAUGCUUGGACAGACAAGAGAGGUAGAGGUGUGAUGAACUUGGUAGUUCAUAGUGCAUAUGGUAUUUAUUUUCUUGAUUCAGUGGAUUGCUCAGCUGAGAAGAAAGAUGGCAGAUACAUCUUUGACCUGGUUGAUAGAUGUAUUGAGGAAAUAGGGGUGCAAAAUGUAGUCCAAGUUGUGACUGACAAUGCAAGGGCAAAUGAGGCUGCUGCAAGUCUAUUGAAAGCAAAGCACCCAUCUAUUUUCUGGACUGGUUGUGCUGCCCGUACUAUAGACCUCAUGCUAGAAGAUAUAGGAAAGUUGCCAAAAGUUGCAGCAACAAUUAGCAAAGCAAAGUGCCUGACUGUUUUCCUAUAUGCCCAUACUAGAGUUUUGGACCUAAUGAGGAAGUACCUUUCUAGAGAUUUGGUGAGGUGUGGGGUAACAAGGUUUGCUACGGCUUAUCUCAACUUGAAAAGCUUGUUGGAAAACAAGAAGCAAAUUCUGAGGCUAUUUAGGGAAGAUGAACUCAAUGAGUUAGGGUACCUAAAGAGUGUCAAAGGGAAGAAAGCACACAAGAUUGUAACCUCUGAUAGUUUCUGGAGAGGAGUUGAGGCUGCUGUUAAUUACUUUGAGCCACUAGCUACUGUGUUGAGGAGAAUGGACAGUGAUGUGCCAUCAAUGGGGUUCUUGUAUGGCUAUCUAGUAGAGGCUAAGAAUGAGAUUGCUAGGAGAUUCAACGUUGACAGGAAGAAAUAUGAGGAAGUUUUUCAUUUCAUUGACAAAAGGUGGGAUAGUAAGAUGAAGACACCUUUGCAUAGGGCUGGAUACUAUUUGAAUCCUUUUUACUAUUAUCAAAAUAAGGUUGAAAUAGAGGAUAAUGAGUCAUUUAGGGAUGGUGUAAUAACUUGCAUCACAAAGCUUGUGAGAGAUGCCGACACUCAGGACAAAAUUAUUGAAGAGCUUCAAAAGUUUCAGGAUGCAGAGGGAUCAUUUGGCAAAGAAAUUGCCAAAAGGCAGUGCAAAAACAUUCAUUUUGAUCCAGCUAAGUGGUGGCUGAACCAUGGAAGUAGUGCACCAAACUUGAGAAAGUUAGCUGCCAGAAUUCUCUCUUUGACAUGCAGUUCAUCAGCUUGUGAAAGAUGUUGGAGUUUUUUUGAACAAGUCCACACAAAGAAAAGAAAUAGGCUGCUUCAUGACAGAAUGAGGGACCUUGUAUACAUCAAGUUCAACUCAAAAUUAAAGCAAAAGAAGGACAACAAGGAUAAGGAUCCCCUUGAAGUGCAUAUGGUUGAUGCAUUAGAAGAUGAAGACAAUGAGUGGAUCACUGGCAUUGAGCCAACAGAAGUAGAUCAUGAUCAAGAGGGAGAAACUGCAGCUGCAUCUCAAAGAGAAGAAACAAGGAGGGGAGGUCAAAGGAACAAAAAAAGGAAGAGGUUUAUCCAUAUCCCUACUGCUACGGAUGAUGAAGACAUCAGUGUUGCAUCUUCUGAUGGAGAAGACGACAAUGAUAUGCCAUCCCCAUCCUUUCCAAGUUCAGAUUCUAAAGCCCAAAGUGACUAA
This is a messenger RNA of Sorghum bicolor (sorghum), 2370 nucleotides long. RefSeq lists its product as uncharacterized. Bases 1 to 2370 code for a protein of 789 amino acids. Gene Ontology annotation, molecular function: DNA binding; protein dimerization activity. The record is from RefSeq and is a predicted model, not a curated record. NCBI's taxonomy places the organism in Eukaryota, Viridiplantae, Streptophyta, Magnoliopsida, Poales, Poaceae. The transcript is spliced from 4 exons.